Fusarium poae is the source of this 198-nucleotide messenger RNA. RefSeq lists its product as uncharacterized. The coding region runs from base 1 to 198 and encodes 65 amino acids. NCBI's taxonomy places the organism in Eukaryota, Fungi, Ascomycota, Sordariomycetes, Hypocreales, Nectriaceae. The transcript is spliced from 2 exons. The record is from RefSeq and is a predicted model, not a curated record.
AUGAAGAAGAACGACGUUAUCGCCAUCAUUAUCAUCAUUCUCUUCAUCAUUCUCGCCGGUGUCUCAUUUGGAAUCUGGAAGCUCGUCUCAAUGGCCAAGAACCACAUGAGCGCGACAGGCCUCGUCUUCCUGAAUCAUCACACUUCAUCGACCUUCAAUGGCUUUCAAGCCUCUCUUCUCGAUACCCCCCAAGCAUAG